AGCUUAUAUUUAAAAGGCCAAGGUCCUAACAGACGAAGCAACACAUAGAACAAAGCAGAGAUAAGAAAGAAAGAAAUGGAAGAGGUGAUGGUGUACUGGCUGAAGCUGGUAGGCAUGUCGCUGAUCGGAAUGGUGUUAAUGGUGAAGCUGGGAGCGUCACUGUGGUGGAGACCCUUCAAAAUCCAAGCCCAUUUCUCCCGCCAAGGAAUCAGAGGUCCUCCUUAUCGGUUCUUCAUCGGAAACCUCCACCAAGUCGUCUCCAUGAUGCUCCACGCUUCCUCUCAGCCUAUCUUCCCUUUCUCUCACAACAUCCUCCCCCGAGUCCUCUCCUUCUACCAUCACUGGAAGAAGCUUUACGGUGCAACAUUCCUGGUGUGGUUUGGACCCACGGUUCGUCUCGCCGUGUCUGAUCCGGACCUGAUAAGAGAAAUCUUCACCUCCAAGUCCGAAUUCUAUGAGAAAAACGAAGCGCCGCCGCUCGUGAAGCAGCUUGAAGGCGAUGGACUGCUCAGCCUCAAAGGAGAGAAAUGGGCUCACCACCGGAAAAUCAUCCCGACUUUCCACAUGGAAAAUCUCAAAUUGUUGAUACCGGUGAUGGCGACCGCCGUGGGGGACAUGUCGGAGAAGUGGUCUGAGAUGUCGUCGUCGGAGAGUAGGGGUGAAGUGGAAAUCGAGGUUUCAGAGUGGUUUCAGACGUUGACAGAAGAUGUCAUUACGAGAACGGCUUUCGGAAGCAGCUACGAAGAUGGCAAAGCCAUCUUCAGACUCCAAGCCCAACAAAUGGUAUUAGCCGCCGAUGCCUUCCAAAAAGUUUUCAUCCCAGGUUACAGAUUCUUUCCGACGAGGAGGAAUAUAAGAUCAUGGAAGCUGGACAAGGAGAAAAGAUCGGUGGUGAAACUGAUAGAGAAGCGAAGAGAAGAGAAGGAAAUAGAGGAGGAGGAGGAAGGAGGAGCGGCGAAGGAUUUGCUGGGACUGAUGAUGAAGGCGGAGAGCGGGAAGGUGACGGUGGAGGACAUGGUGGAGGAGUGCAAGAGCUUCUUCUUCGCAGGGAAACACACGACAUCGAACCUGCUGACGUGGACCACCAUCCUCCUCGCGAUGCAUCCUCAGUGGCAGCUCCUCGCACGUGACGAGGUGCUUCGAGUUUGCGGUUCCUCACGCGACCUGCCCACCAAAGACCAGCUCCUCAAGCUCAAGACGCUCAGCAUGAUUAUCAACGAAUCGUUAAGGUUGUACCCCCCAACAAUUGCAACAAUUAGGCGAGCCAAAACUGACGUGGAUCUGGGGGGCUACAAGAUCCCACGUGGGACCGAGAUCCUGAUUCCAAUCCUGGCCGUCCAUCACGAUCCAGCAAUAUGGGGCAACGACGUGAACGAAUUCAAUCCUGGCCGUUUCUCGGAGGGAGUGGCCCGCGCUGCAAAGCAUCCAUUGGCGUUCAUACCAUUUGGUUUGGGUGCGCGCACAUGUAUCGGACAAAAUCUCGCAAUGCUGCAAGCCAGGCUUGCUUUAGCUAUGAUACUACAGCGUUUUAGUUUCAGGUUGGCCCCACACUAUCAACACGCUCCGACGGUCUUGAUGCUUCUCUACCCUCAAUACGGGGCGCCCAUCAUUUUCAGACCCUUGUGAUGAACGGUCCUGAUUCCAUUGGCUAUCAUCCUAUGUAUCUCCGUUUGUGUGGGAACAUAUAUAAUUUUUUUUUUCAGAAAAUUAACUCAAGCCCACAAUUUUCAAGGGAUAAAGUUCACCGUGGUUACGAUCCCUUUUUCAAGAAUUUAGGUUUAUAAUGUAGUAUGUAUAAAUGUGGAUCAAAGUGGGGCCUGAGUCCGCCUGAUAUAUGCUUUUGAUAGCAUUUUCAUCGGAAAUAUAUAUAUAUAUAUAUAUAUAUGAGCGUAUAUGGGAAUUAAAUUACCAUGGUGACCUUCCCAUUUGUUUAGCGACCUGUGGAACAGAGUUACAGUGGCGUCUUGAUGUGAGGAUUUUGGUCUUGUUAUUCAGAAUUGCAAUGUAAACAAUAGACGGCUAACAGCUAAUUUAUAUAGCUACUUCACCAUUUUGUCA
Prosopis cineraria is the source of this 2058-nucleotide messenger RNA. RefSeq names its product cytochrome P450 734A1-like. The record is from RefSeq and is a predicted model, not a curated record. Gene Ontology annotation, biological process: brassinosteroid homeostasis; brassinosteroid metabolic process. Gene Ontology annotation, molecular function: heme binding; iron ion binding; oxidoreductase activity, acting on paired donors, with incorporation or reduction of molecular oxygen. NCBI's taxonomy places the organism in Eukaryota, Viridiplantae, Streptophyta, Magnoliopsida, Fabales, Fabaceae.